AUGGUGGUCAUCAGAGCCGCUCGCCCAACUUUCCGCAAUGAAAACAACAAGGUCGCCUUUGCAGUUUACGCUUCCUUCACCGUCUCUGACUACAAGUUACUCACCUCUUCCUCAACUGAGGAAGUGGGCAUUGAGAAAUGGAACGAGCUGGAGAACGAGUACGCGUUCGUGCAUUUGAACUCGAAGAAGGUUCUGGUGAAGUGUCUUGUGAUUGAUGGAACAUUAAGCGUAGAUACUCUGGCUGAGGGGGCUUCUCAGAACGUUCACUAUGAAUUCAAGGUUAGUGAUUAUGUGCAAGAAAAUGAGGGCAGUAAUUACUCAUCACAAUUUAAGAACUUGGAUAUAUAUCAAUCUCUGUUAGUGAGAGUAAUAUGGAAGUUGGUGGCUUGGGUGAAGACCCUGAUCAUGAUGAACCCUCGUUUUCACUCUCAUAGUCUAUGGGUAUUUUGA
Rosa rugosa (rugosa rose) is the source of this 450-nucleotide messenger RNA. Its product is annotated as probable proteasome inhibitor. The record is from RefSeq and is a predicted model, not a curated record. Bases 1 to 450 code for a protein of 149 amino acids. Gene Ontology annotation, biological process: proteasome-mediated ubiquitin-dependent protein catabolic process. Lineage: Eukaryota; Viridiplantae; Streptophyta; Magnoliopsida; Rosales; Rosaceae. The transcript is spliced from 3 exons. Gene Ontology annotation, molecular function: proteasome binding; endopeptidase inhibitor activity.